Molecule: messenger RNA, 2014 nt
Organism: Babesia bovis T2Bo
Lineage: Eukaryota; Apicomplexa; Aconoidasida; Piroplasmida; Babesiidae
Exons: 2
Coding region: 88-1956 (622 amino acids)
Source: RefSeq, a predicted model, not a curated record
UUACUAUAAUUCAACGCGGAACGAGCGCUAGUCCCGCAAAAAAUAUUGCAAAUAAUUCCGUAAAUGAUAUAAGCACGAAGAACCAAAAUGAAGUUCGGAUUGUUUGUAUUAGGCGCAGCCACGUGCCACACUCUCGUGCGCGCGACCUCAACCUCUAGGGUUAUCACCAUCACCCAGGAGUUCAACGAAGACAUUCCUGAACGUCAAUUGGCCGUGUUGUCUUGCCCUACUGGAAGGGGACUUGUCAUCCAAAAGGCCGAAUGGAUUGCCACAAGGCCAAAUGUUAAUGCAGGUGCUGACCCUAACAUCAAGUUCGAAAGGACCAAGGACAUCUCUAAAAUCUGUGGAGGUCUUAACAACUGUGUCCUCAAGCCCAUAGCACACUUGGAGAAAGUGGAGGAUGGAAACUUCGUCUUCAUGGGUCUUCCUAUCGAGAAUGCUGAAUACAAGCUUAAUGUAAAGGGUAUAUGCAGCAAAACUCCAGCAGCUCCCAUCGGACGUGAAAUGAUUUCAGUCAUUGACUCCAAUGACGAUUUGGUACUAGGAUGCAAUGAAGGUGAAGUCAUUAACGUGUCACUGCUCCGCGGAGCCGGUCUUCACAACAGCCUGAUCUACAGGAACUUGUACUGCACCAACUCCUUCAUGGAAAAUGCCUUCGAACUGUGCCAAAACAAGCGCAGCUGCAAAAUUAGCAAGGACCUCUACAACUCUGACAACGGAAAGUGCAUCUACCAAGUUAUCGACGCUCAGUACUACUGCAGGCCGCCACACCACCACUCUUACGUCGAUGUUGUUAGACACGCUAACGGCAAAUUCGAAACUAUCCUGACAUCCGAGGAAAACGCACACGUCAUCGUUAAGGCACCAGCGGAAUCCGUGCUCUCCGUCAAGUCUGCCACCUGGGAUGUGGUCGGUAAGCCAAGUGAAGAGGAAGACCCCAAGAGGAACCGUCUCGAUAUCCUUCAGUUCUACUGUGAAGGCAGGAGCAGCUGCUCAUUCAUACCCACCAGGGCAUCCAACGGUCUACUUGACCUGUACCUAGGAGGUAUCACAGGUAACAUCAAGAAACCCUUCAUCCUCAGGGCCAAAUUUGAGUUCGUAGAACCCAAGAACCAAGAGGGCGAAGAGGACAUCAAGACUGUUGAAUGCAAGAAGGGCGGUAACAUCAACAUUAAGUGCCCAAACAACACUUUCCCACGUGUUGUCACCGCACUUUGGGGAGGUUUUGUAACCAACACCAAGCAGCAGCCAGAAGUCAUCUUCUGGGAGGAGAAGACACAAAACGGUAAGCUUUUCCGUGUCACCGAAAUCGGUGCUCUGCUCGACAAGGCUAUCUUCAACAAACAUGAUUACAUAUUCAACCCCGUCGAAAUGGUUAACGGCAAACAGCGCCUGCCAUACAUCGUAGGUGUCAAACCUGAAGACCACGGACUUGUCGUUAACUACACCUGCAUGGACAAGAACCUCAUGCCCUCUGUCUCAGACAUCAAUAUCGGAGAGGUAGUGAACAAGGAUUCCCUAAACAGCGCAGCAUACGACCUGGAAAAGGAAAAGGUACUCGAUGCCAUGUUCAGCAAGAACGACCAGUUGAUCAUCAUGAUCGAACAAAAGAGCGAAAGCAUCGUUAGAGUGGGAGACUUCCUCAAGAUCCAAAUCCCACACGCUGUAGGAGAACACUACACCGCCAACUUCACCGAUGAACCUAAAAUUGAAGCAUGGGCACUUACCGAGACUUGUGACAAUGUUGUUCUCAGCAUAGUAUUCGCCGAUGAAAAGACACUACACGUCACCGCCAGCUUCUUCAACAAGAACAAGCACAUCGAAACACGCCAAAAUGAAAUGAUAUCCAAAUACACCAUCGAUUACCAGAAAAAGGUUAAAAACAUUGUCGUAGCCAGCGGUGGUGUCGUUGGUAUGCGUGUCAUGGUCAAGGGCGAGACCAAAACCAACGCUUAAAUAAAUGCAGUCAAACUUUAAAAUGUUAAUCUCCCGUAAUAUUAGGAGCACGUUGAGC